Xyrauchen texanus (razorback sucker) is the source of this 2802-nucleotide messenger RNA. Its product is annotated as GDNF family receptor alpha-4-like. Lineage: Eukaryota; Metazoa; Chordata; Actinopteri; Cypriniformes; Catostomidae. The transcript has 9 exons. Gene Ontology annotation, cellular component: signaling receptor complex; external side of plasma membrane. Gene Ontology annotation, biological process: nervous system development. Bases 358 to 1722 code for a protein of 454 amino acids. The record is from RefSeq and is a predicted model, not a curated record. Gene Ontology annotation, molecular function: signaling receptor activity.
AAACGAGCAUCUGGGGUCGAGCGCUCACAUACAUUCAACUUAAGCGAUCUGAUGCGCACAUUGUCACAGCUAUUGCGCGCAUUUCUUUACGCGCCUGUCGUGGUGUGAGGUGUUUGAAUCAAGGAUUUUUAUAUCAGAACGACUCCGAUCGCCACACCGUUUUGGGAGAUUUAUUCGCGAGACUCUCUGUCGGACGGUGGUCCCCGUGUAUGGAUGUAGUGGGCGGCGGGGUGUCGGUCUGAGGGGUCGAUACGGAGCGAUCCGGGGGUUCCUGACGCGCUUUCCCGAGAAUCCCCAGCAGCAGCAGCAGCAGCAGAAGCAUCACCGUCCAGCCGAGCACAUUCAGCAGCAGACGAGAUGAUUCUUCUGGGAAUACUUCUAAAUCUGUUCUUCAUUAAGGGUUCUGUUCCCUCUGUGGUGCCCGUGUUCCCCGGGACUUUGGACUGCAUUGCUGCCGUACAGGAAUGCGUGUUGAAUCCAGAAUGUAAGAGACAGUUCCGACACCUGGAGUACUGUGUGGACGAGGAGGCGGUGGUCCCCCUGAGCCCGGAGGCACGGCAGGCCUGCAUGGACGCCCAGAACAACCUCAUGCACUAUCAACCCCUGCAAGAAUGCAAGUGCCAGCGUGGGUCGCGAAUGGAGCAACAGUGCUUGGUCAUUUACUGGACCGUCCGUUUUCCACAGGGUUAUGAUGACAUUGAGACGUCCCCAUAUGAAGACAUUGAACUGGAACUGGUGAGAAACACGGAAACAUCAAAACUGGCUUCAAUAGUUUCAGUGUCAUCUCUUCCUCUGGCGGAUCAGAACCAGUGUCUCAAAGCAGCUCAGGACUGUGGUUUGUAUGAGAAGUGUGGUUCACUGCGUUCUGAGUAUGCGUUGGCUUGCACUAAGAUCAUACCGGGCACAAACCAUUGUAACCGCCACAAAUGUCAUCGCGCUUUACGGAGGUUCCUGGAGCGCGUUCCAGAGGAGUACAGCUUUGGUGUCUUGUUUUGCCCGUGCUCGGACACUUUAUGUGGGGAGAGGAGAAGGAAGACCAUCGUUCCCUCAUGUUCCUAUGAAGAACGAGACGGACAGCCCAACUGCCUCCAUCUGGAGAGCUACUGCCUUAAAGACAACCUGUGCAGGUCGAGAUUGGCUGAUUUCCAGCAGAACUGUCAGCCGUCUUCUCUCUCCCCCUCCGGCUGUCUCCGGGAAAGUGGAGCCGUGUGUCUCAAGGCCUAUGCGGGACUCAUCGGCACCAUCAUGACUCCAAACUACGUGAGUAACAGAAGUACAGAGGUGUCGCAGUGGUGUAAUUGCGAAGGCAGCGGGAACCAAUGGCAAGACUGUCUGCGUAUCCUGCACAUGUUCAACAGCAACACCUGCCUGCGUAAUGCCAUUGAUAGCAUGGGAAGCUCCACCCCUCGUCCAGUGGAGGGCACACCAUUUCCUCCACCUCGUCCCUCCCCCCAGGUCCAGCGCGAUGAGCUGAACAUUAACCUGCUGCCUGAACCCAAUACAGUGGUGGAAAGUGAUGAAGAGGAGGAGGAGGAGGAGGAGGAGGAGGAGGAAGAAGACGAAACCGGAGGAGGGUUCAAUGUGAUCCUUCCAUUCUCAGAGAAGGCGACAGUGACCAACCUGGGCUCCGAGGCUGGCCGGGUCCACAGCCUGGCCUCCACCCUCUCCACCCCUCACUUCCUGCUCUCAGUUCUGCUGCUGAUUGCCCUCAGCUGGGGGUAGACACCCCCCUUACACACACACAUACACAAUCCUACACACACAUACAUGCAAACACACUCUCUACUGAAGUACUCACUCACAUCCAGACUCUAAGACAUAUUAUAUAGAUGGACGAAAAGAACGACAAAUGGGAGGGAGGAAGAGAGCAAAAAUAGAGGAAAACUGUUCUAUCCCUCUAUCGAUUUCGGAAUCCGAUUCUCCUGGUGAAUCAUUUGAAUCACAAAGCUACGACUCCUCGGACUGACUGGUGUUGAUUACAGCCGAUGGUUAUUGAGUGAUUUGAACAUACUUUGUAUCUAUUGUAUAUUGUCAGUGUGCUUCAGAUAUGGAAAGGAAAAGUGAGUUAAACUAGGCAAAAUUACUGUUUAAGACUCACUAUAUGGCUUUCCCUAAACUUGUUCCGCAUCCAAGCUUGCAUUCAGAAACCCGCUCUGUUUGUUGUUGCUGAACUUGUAUGAGACAAAAUGUAUGUGUGUUCUUGUAAAUUUGAUUUCCUUGACAUCGCUGCUCGUCGACAUGAGAGAAAAAAUCGUCAAGCACUAUUCCUUCAUUUUUCACACCUCUGUGUCUCACAAGCCGGGUCACACACCUAGCAGAGCGAUCGCGCAGAUGCAAGCGUUUUUCAUUUAUUGCUCUAUCUGCGAUGUCCUUUCAUUUUUGACUUGGCACAGAUUGUGCACUCUAACCAGGGGCAUAAAUAGAACCUUGAACAGAAAAAAACAUGAGUAAUAAAGCCAAAAUAAAGAAAUAAACAAGCAAAAUAAAGAAAUAUAUCGGCGCACAGCAGGCAUCAUGUCCGGUCUGGGUUUAGAACCUGAGGGGAAGAAACAGGAAGUCAUUUUCCAGCCGCUUGUCACCCGGUACCUUCUCUCGGUGCCUGUUGUUUUACUUUCACAGAGAUAAUGGCUUACAACACAAACUGUUUAUCUUGUUGUGUGUUCACGGCAAAGAAUUACUUGUGAUGGGAAAGAAAUUGAAAAAGAGAUCUGGGGGUGGGGGAGGAGGUUGGAACAGAGACUUAAACCCUACAGCAAAAAGAAACAUGCAGUCUGGAAUCACAUGCUUUUUCUGUUUCUUAUA